AUGAUUUCACGCAGACAUGCAUUCGCGUGCAAGCAAGUGCUAGCCGCGAAAUACUUGUGGCAGAGAGACGGGUUUAUUGCGGGACAAUCAGAAAUUUGUUGGAGUGUGUUUCCGUGUCGAUGUCUGGGUGAUAUUGCUAAAUUGGGUUGGAGUAAGGUGCAGUUGGGUUUGUAUAGUACUUCAUUACUUCGCAGUGCAAGUGCACCUGGUCUGAGAUACGGCUCUAUGAAGAAUUACUGA
This is a messenger RNA of Brugia pahangi, 240 nucleotides long. Lineage: Eukaryota; Metazoa; Nematoda; Chromadorea; Rhabditida; Onchocercidae. The record is from the annotation of a GenBank genome assembly.